AAGUUACAGGCCUCUUUGAGUCGCUUGGUGAAAAUGUGCAUCGAUGAACAGCUUUUUCCUGGCAUGGCAACUCCGACCUCACCUGAAUCAAAACGUGAUAUCCUUUCUAUAAAUCCUGCCCUCACCAUCGGCGACCCAAUCACACCCAAGCUGCCUGAUUCUACAACGACAAUCAACAACCCGGACGUUUUGUCAAGCGUGAUGUCAUCUCAACCCGACCUCUUCAAUACUCCGGUCCCUAAGCUUGAUGCAUCGUUUUUUCAGUUCCCCGGAAAAGGCUUUCAAUCAUCUUCGGCAUUAUUUGCAACCCCUGAAUGGCUAGCAGUUUUGGAGUCAGUACCUCGACCUUCGGCUCAUGAAUUAAAUAACUUUUUGGCACCAUCUGCCAACUCCUUGACGCAUGCGACCUAUGCUUGAAAAGACCUUGGACAGGACAAUCAAUUUCGCCUUUUGCAAACAUCCACGGCUUAAUCAUAUAUGUAUUGCAUCUGGUUUGGUCUCGUGAUGCUAGCUGAAAUUUUUGUGCAGUUUCCUUCUGGCAUGAUACAAACAGCAAAGCAAGGGUCCCUUACUCUGAUAUGAAAAAUGAAGGUCUAUUGCACGUAUGUAAUAUGCUAGAUUUACCUUUUAGUUCUAGGCCUCAAGAUCUCUGGUAUCAAGUCUCGAAUUGAUUAAAAAUUUGUAAAAGUGAUACUUGCCUCUCUCUAUGAUUCACAUCGUUAACUUCCUCUUUACCAUCAUCUUUAUCUUUCUAUCUUGGAUCUUAGCUAGCAUUUUUGUUCUUGGUGUCUGAGAUACGUCAAAUUGUGAUACAAAUUCUUAUCAUGUCUUGAGCGUUUUUAUCUACAUACUGCAUGUGUUCUAUCUGUAUUAAUUCUCGCAUUGUCUGGUCUCUUCUGUUGUAGAUCUCAUCCUCCAACAAAUUCUAAUUUCUUGAGCUCUUCUAUUUCGAAAAUUGUGGGUGAAUUCUUGAAGGAACUGUAGAGCACUGAAACAAACUCGAAGGCUAUAUUGUACACCUAUGGAAAUUGAAAUUUGAAUCAUCUCAAAUGUUUUAGAUGAAAGGUG
Melampsora larici-populina 98AG31 is the source of this 1068-nucleotide messenger RNA. RefSeq lists its product as uncharacterized. Lineage: Eukaryota; Fungi; Basidiomycota; Pucciniomycetes; Pucciniales; Melampsoraceae. The transcript has a single exon. The record is from RefSeq and is a predicted model, not a curated record. The coding region runs from base 34 to 417 and encodes 127 amino acids.